CGAAGAUGUCAGCAUCAUUGUUGACCGCCGCCAAACCAUCUGAAAUCAAGCUUUUUAGUGCCUCCGGUACCCGACUUGGUGAUUCUGGUGGAAGUCCAGACUUACCGGAUCAUCAAAACAUUGAGUCAGAUGCAAUGGAAAUCAAAAACGACGACCAUCGAUCUAAACCAAAUUCGAAGAAAAGACAAAGGGAAUACACUUCAGAAGCUGGUCAACGUUUUCCGAGAUUAAGAUCGUCUAAUCAUGAAAGUCUUUCCGAAUCAAAAAAAUGCAGUGUUAUGCGAUUCAGGACUUCCUCAUGUAUUGUAUCUAGUAGAAAUUCAAUCAAGAGUCAAUCUAGAUUAAUUUUUGGUAGACCAGGUUCCAUCCAAUUGGAUGUCUCCAACUUCAUACUUGAGGUAUCAAGCUCAGCUGCAUACGCCAACGAGGUUGCCCGAGCUGAACGAUUUAGAUUAGCCGGAAACCACAUGUAUCACGAGAAAAACUAUACAGAUGCGGUCGAGCUAUAUACCAGAGCUAUACAAGCUUACCCGCUCAAUUGUCAACCUCAUCAAGAAGCUCCUGCCGGGUUGGCCACCUCAUUCGCCAAUCGAGCCUCAGCCUACAUGGCCCUGAAUCAAAUUACACCGGCCGCAGCUGACCUGCUACAAUCUUUUAGAUCUACCCACCUACCAGUCUGGUUAUCGGACUCAUCAAGAUUAUCAAUCGGCAAACGUGUUUUGAGAUUAGUGAAAUGCCAUUUAGCUUUAUCAAAACCAAUUGAAGCAACUGAGGCGAUUGAACAUCUUAGUAAACCUACUUCCCACGUUUUCAUUGACGCUUCUCAUCCGUUGUAUCCAGAGAUCACAUCCUUAGUCUGCAGAAUUAAGUCAUUGAAAGAGGCAAAGAGGAAUGACACUCAAACAGUGAAGCAAGCUUGGACUCGCAUUCAAAAUGCUGAUCAAGCGGUACUGGCUCAUCAUGCUCAAGUCUACAACUUUGAACCGCUACGAAAUCCUAACACGGAACAUAUGACUAGCAUGAUCAGAUCACUCUUAUCUCAAGCCACUCAGCAAGAUUGUCAGCAUAUCUCAAAGUUUCCAAAGGAACACCAGUGGCCUAUCAGCUCGAAGCUUGAUGCCUCAAGUAUCAUCCAAGAGCGCUCACCAGAAAGUAACACAACAUUUCGAAACUCUACCACGGCGCAAAACCCUCUAAUCCAGUCCAGUUCAUCUUGUCCAGAGCCCCCACCUCUCAUUGUUUCGGCACUGGACCCCAAGGGUUAUUAUGCGAUCCUUGGAGUCUCUCAUUCCUUCACUGCAUCCCAGCUUAAACAAUCAUAUCGAGACCUUUGUCGCAGAUUUCAUCCAGAUAAAGGCGGUGCGGCCAACAUGUUCCAACAACUACAAGAAGCUUUCGAAACUCUAUCAGAUCCAACCAAAAGACGGGAAUACGACAGCGGGGAUCGUUGUUGGGCGGGGGCAAAGCUCUUCAGAUGGUGA
Messenger RNA from Melampsora larici-populina 98AG31, 1481 nucleotides. RefSeq lists its product as uncharacterized. The coding region runs from base 6 to 1481 and encodes 491 amino acids. Gene Ontology annotation, molecular function: protein binding. NCBI's taxonomy places the organism in Eukaryota, Fungi, Basidiomycota, Pucciniomycetes, Pucciniales, Melampsoraceae. The transcript has 6 exons. The record is from RefSeq and is a predicted model, not a curated record.